Messenger RNA from Castor canadensis (American beaver), 738 nucleotides. RefSeq names its product notochord homeobox (gene Noto). Gene Ontology annotation, cellular component: nucleus. Gene Ontology annotation, molecular function: RNA polymerase II cis-regulatory region sequence-specific DNA binding; DNA-binding transcription factor activity, RNA polymerase II-specific. NCBI's taxonomy places the organism in Eukaryota, Metazoa, Chordata, Mammalia, Rodentia, Castoridae. Gene Ontology annotation, biological process: neuron differentiation; central nervous system development; regulation of transcription by RNA polymerase II. The record is from RefSeq and is a predicted model, not a curated record.
AUGCCUAGCCCAGAGCCCCUGCAGCCCGCUCCCUUGGGAGCUCAGAUCCAGCCCCCAGUGCCCGCGUCCCCAGAGCUCCCGCGCACGCCCCGCGCUUCCCGACGUCUCGAGUCCUCUUUCUCCGUCGAGGCCAUCCUGGCGAGGCCCGAUGCGAGUGCGCAGGCCGCCUCCCCGCCACCCGUCUCCGCCUGCGCUGCUCCGAGCCUCUGGACCGCUCCCCCGGGACCUCCAGCCUCGGUUCUGUCCUGGGCAUACCCGGCGACAUGGCUGCCCACUUACCUGAGUGUAGGUGUCUACCCGCUGUGUCCCCAGCCUUCAGUGCCGGUGCUGCGCGUGGCUCACUUCUGCGGCCUCCAGGGCCUCGGCGUCACAGGCUUGGAUCUGGCUCACUACCCUGGCCUCUUGGGCCCUCCAGACUUGGCUCCUACUGAGGACCUUCAGGACACUGAGAGACACCAAAAGAGGGUUCGAACUAUGUUUAACUUGGAGCAGCUGGAAGAGCUGGAGAAAGUGUUUGCAAAACAGCACAAUCUGGUGGGGAAGAAGAGAGCCCAGCUGGCAGCCAGGCUCCAUCUUACAGAGAACCAGGUGAGGAUCUGGUUCCAAAACCGCAGGGUCAAGUAUCAGAAGCAGCAAAAGCUAAAACUGCCAGCCACACCUGCCAUUGCUGUCUCUCUGGAUGAGCCUUCCAGUAGCUCCGACAGCAGCAAAGAUGCUGAAUCAGAGACAGACAACUGA